AUUCAGAAAGAUUUAUUGCAGGCCUGUGAGGGGUAAUCACACAACCUGUAACCUAACACACGAAUUCCAGCAGAUUCCUUCAUUUUGACAUUUAAAGACUUGCCAAUAGGAUUCAGGUCGAGUUGUCUUGGGGGAGUGGAGGCUGGAGUUGAUCAACACCUGGGAGGGAGGUUUCAGCGUGUUCAGGCAAGACACACUGCCUUGCUUUGCCUUUUCUUGAUUUUGUGAAGAAACCUCAGUGCACUUCCAAUUGCUAUAAGUGGCUGACAUUUGGAAGUGUUCUCCCGUCUUCUUCAUCUCCGAAAUGGCCCAUAAGAAGAAGUGAGACCGAAGAAGUUAAAUGAGAAUGCUGGACAAGGCCAACGGGGUUUUACAAAAGACACUGGCGGGAGAGAUCAGUGAUCAACAUGAACAGCAAUCUCAAGAUGAGAGGAAAGCAAUGCAGACGAGAACCUUCACCAGGUGGAUGAAUGUGUUUCUGCGGAGAAGUGAUCCUCCAGUUACGGUAAACGACCUGUUCGCAGACAUCCAGGAUGGCAGAAUACUGAUGACUUUGCUGGAGGAGCUGUCUGGGUGCAAACUACUCUACAGGUUUAGGUCGUCCCCUCACCGCAUUUUCAGACUGAACAACAUUUCCAAGGCCCUGGCUUUCCUGGAUGAUAGACAUGUGAAGCUGCUUGGCAUCGAUGCUUCUGGUAUCGCUGAUGGCGUCCCUUCUGUUGUUCUUAAUCUUGUCUGGAACAUCAUUCUGUAUUUCCAGCUAAAGGAGGUGACGGGAGGCCUCCAGAGGCAUUUGUCUUUGAGCCUCUCAUCCUUAUCAAUGAGCAGUUACCCCUCCACCAGUGACCUCUCACCCCAGCCAAAUGACAUUGGCAGCUACUCCUGCAGCACCCUGCCAAGCAAAGGCAGAAAGGCUGCCAGAGAGCCAAAGUACCAUGGGAAAGCAAUCAAGACUCUGCUGCAAUGGGUCCAAAGAUGCACAUCAAAGUUUGGGGUGGAGGUGUGUGACUUUGGCAAGAGCUGGAGGAGUGGGUUGGCAUUUCUAGCUGUGAUUAAGUCCAUAAACCCAGCUUUGGUUGACCUGAGGGAGAGGCUAUCUAGAGAGCCAAGAGAAAACAUCCAGCUGGCUUUCAUGAUAGCCCAUCACAGUUUGGAUAUACCACCUCUGCUGGAGCCUGAAGAUGUGUCAUGCACUUCACCAGAUGAGAAGUCAAUCAUCACCUAUGUGUCUAUGUUCCUGGGACAUUGUUCAGGCAUAGAUGAGGAUUGUACAAGAGGUAUUGGAGUUUCUGAGAUCCCAAAUUUUGGAUCACUUGAAUCCGUCAGCUUUGGGGAGACCCUUGCUGAUGACCCAAAAGCACAAGCUUUGCUCAAAGGCUUGGAGAAGAGCAGCGAGCAGCAACUGUGGAAACAGUGGGCCAGAAGACCUUCAGGGAGCCCCAGUCCCACCUCACUUCAUACAAAUCGUCUCUCCUCCAGCACUGGAGACAUUUUUUCAUCCUGUCGGAGCCAAAGCAUCACUGACCAACCUGUUGACAGUGCUGUCACCUCACCAUUCAAGAAAAAGAAAAGCAGGUCUCGAAGCAUCUUAAAACCACCCAGUCCGCUGGACGCAGGCAUAGUCAGCCAGGAGAUCCGAUCAUGGAUGGAGAAAGCAGAUCAGUGCUACCACAAGACAAGAGUGGAUGAAAGUCGCUUUUCUAUGAGCUCCGAGGAAGGAAUCUACAGCUUGUCAGCACUGGACUCAGAUGAGGAGGAGGCCUACAACUACAUCCUGGAUCUGAAUGAAGAGGUCUUCCAACCAUAUAAUCAGAAGAAAAGACAAGUACCAAGGGUUGAAGAGGAAACAGCGGAGGAAAUGUUCCUGAAUGGACACCAGACUGAAGAGUCAAAACAUCUGGAAGUAUGCGAGGCGAUAAAUGGCGGAGGAUGUAAACAUCAAGAAGGCUUACUUAAACAAAAUGUUGAAUCAGAGGUCAGGGCUAAGUCAGUGGUUGACUGGGAGAAAAAUGAAAGUAGUUCAAGAGCGAUGACAAACAAUAAAGCUGUGUUUGACAUGGAGCCAGAGGAAGAAAGCAGGAGCAGGGAAGAGGACAGAGUUGUUAGAGGACAGAUUAAUGAUGAUGGCAAUUAUUGCGAGGGAGAGAGGAAGCACAAGACAGAAAAUGCUAGAAUGGUGACACAAGGAUAUGAUCAAACAGAGGCUCUGGUAGAUGAAACUGAGAUAACAAAGCCUUUUGAAGUGGCUAGUUGUAAGAAAGAGCUUGAGGAAAAGAAAGAAAGAGGGCUUCUUGUAAAACAUGGACAUGAAGAAGAGACAACAUUAGAGGAAAGACGGGACAGAAAGUCAGGGGAAAAGUUAGAGAAAGAGGAAGAGGAUAGCUUGAAGGAUGAAGAGAGCGUUAGUGAGACUGUAUAUGAAGUCAGAGGGUCCAGUGAAACUAGAAUUAACACAGAAGAAGAAAAUGACAGGAAAGCCAAUGGUCCCAAAAUGGAAGAUUUAACUUGUAAAGAUGAAGACGAGGAAGAACACAGUGACAAAGUCAAGAAUUCAAUGGAUUUUAAGGCAGUUAUAACAGAAGAGGAGAAAGACAGAGAAUGUAAGAUUACAACAGCAUUAGACCGUCCAGAUAAAACCACCCCAAAAAAUGACACUAACGGAGGCGUUAACAUCCAUAGUGAUGACACCGGUUGGACUUCUGCCAGCAGUGAAACCUCCAAGUCAUCCAGCGAGGGAGGAUUCAUUUUUCAAUCUUUAGCAGCCCCUUGUGACAUAACCCCAUUAGAGCUGGAAACGCUCUUGGUCCUGUGGAUUCUGCUCUACUGCUUCCUCAUCCUACCUCAGAUGAACCUCUGAGUUCCCCUGCAGUACAACCUUCUUAUUAAGAUAUGCUUAUUAGCCCAGUUUCCACGAAUGAGCCAAACAGGGGGCACUUAGGGCCGGGUUGACUCUUUAUCUGUGUCACUAAAUUUCCCACAAGGCACCAUUUAAUGAUUAUGUUUGCUUUUUGCCGCCAGCAGGAAUAAUUUGUCAUUUAGCCUAUCGUUUCAGAUAAACAUAUAAUGCUGUUAUUCUCAUUAUUGCACAUUUUUUCAGGUUAGUGAGUUUUGAGGUUUUUUUACUGAAUGCAUGUCCAAAAUAAUCUGUUUAUUUGAUUUAUUUUUCUGGCAGAAAUUUUUUUUUUUUCCAAUUUUAGUGAACACUAUUGACCACAUGGUGGCAUCGCAGCAUCACAGCAGUAACUGUCUGGCAGACUUGUCUUCACAGUAUUCUGUUGACUGCUGUGAAUCCCAUAUGACCUGCUGUUUAAUUAGAAGCUGUAUUGACAUUGUGAGAUUAAGCUGAUGAUAUUUAAUGAGCACUUUGACAUUUCGUAGACUCGCACUGUGUCACUUGUGGCUUAGAAUGUCUAUUGUUACAUUGUUUUCAUCUCAGAUACUGGAUGAUAGUUAAAGCUUAUCAACAACGCAGGUUUUUUUCAUGACAUUUUGCGGACUAUGAAAUGUAAAUAAUA
Molecule: messenger RNA, 3515 nt
Organism: Larimichthys crocea (large yellow croaker)
Lineage: Eukaryota; Metazoa; Chordata; Actinopteri; Sciaenidae
Gene: clmnb
Product: calmin b
Exons: 10
Coding region: 341-2857 (838 amino acids)
Biological process (GO): nuclear migration
Cellular component (GO): cytoplasm; meiotic nuclear membrane microtubule tethering complex; nuclear outer membrane
Molecular function (GO): actin filament binding
Source: RefSeq, a predicted model, not a curated record